AUGGACUUUUUUACAGAAAGCCGGGAUUGGUCGCUUUUGAACUUUCUGGACUUUCGUCAGAAGGAAGAGAACUGGACGGUAGAUAAAAUGAGGGAGCACAACACGUAUAUUAGGACCUUGGGAAUGAUGGAACGAAAUAAAUCAAGUGAAAAUCAGAAUAUUAUCGUUGACGCUGGUCAAUCAACCAUUGAUGAAUCAUCUAUCGAAGAAACCAAUAUAGAAAAAAUACCUAUAGAGGCUGACUUGAAAGAAUUCGAUUCAGACGUAGAAGAAAUCGGGACUCUUACGGAGGAAGAGAUGAAUAUCCGUAAUAAUUUACUUGCAGUUUUAACUGCACAACAAAAAAGAGAUACACAAUCUGGAAAAGAUUGUUUGUCAUCAAUAUACCUCAAUGGAAUUUUAGAUUUUUCUGACGAUGAG
Acaulospora colombiana is the source of this 420-nucleotide messenger RNA. NCBI's taxonomy places the organism in Eukaryota, Fungi, Glomeromycota, Glomeromycetes, Diversisporales, Acaulosporaceae. The record is from the annotation of a GenBank genome assembly.